Molecule: messenger RNA, 435 nt
Organism: Racocetra persica
Lineage: Eukaryota; Fungi; Glomeromycota; Glomeromycetes; Diversisporales; Gigasporaceae
Source: the annotation of a GenBank genome assembly
GUUUCUCAAGCUAUUGGCUCCACGAAUUGCUCACUGGUAGUGGUGUUUACAUGGAACCUCGACAAGAAAAGGCCAAGAGUCCUGAAUUACUUGCUCGACUGGAAAAAAUUCUUGCCGAACAAGCUGAUAAAGAAUAUGCUCGUAUGAUUGGACGUGUUGCUUCCUCUUAUGAUGUAGAAACUUUUAAACUCUUAGAUACUGAAGAGUUCCAAAGCAUCCGUGGUCAGCUCACUGCGAUAAUUAAUAUUACGUUUACUGUUGUUGCUGUAUUUGCCGCCGUGUAUCACGUUGCGCAAACCAUCACCGGUGAUACUGGAAUGCGUGUAUUGCUUGCACUCACCGGAAGCGUUAUCGUUGGUGUAGCUGAAACAUUUUUGUACAUGCGUUAUCUCGCUGGCUUUGACAAAAAUGACCCUAAAAAGGAACGUAAACAAC